Molecule: messenger RNA, 363 nt
Organism: Serendipita indica DSM 11827
Lineage: Eukaryota; Fungi; Basidiomycota; Agaricomycetes; Sebacinales; Serendipitaceae
Source: the annotation of a GenBank genome assembly
AUGUCCCGCAACAGCACCACCGUCACUGUCUCCGAGUUUAUUGGAUUUCUUUUCAAGACUCAGAUGACAGACGUACUUGGCAAUGACCGACAAGCCGGCCAAGAUGGUGUACAGCUCAAGACGUUCCGCUCAUCGAUGACGCCCGUUUAUGACGGCUACGACGAUACAGAGUACUGGGGAUCUCCUGUUCAAUCUCCUACAUCGACCUUGAACCGCUCACGCUUUUCCAACGAAGGCGCCACUUCGUUCCAGCACCCAACCGCGCAAGGAAACGAGUGGAGAACCCCAAUUUCACACUCUAGACACUCUUCUACGUCGUCUACUUCUUCUAGCCGCUCAACUCGCUCCUAUUGGAGUCAAUAA